UUCACAUGUAGUUUUAUAUCCAUUUGAAUAUUUAGUCAAGAGAGUGGUGUUCCCUCUCAUUGGAAAUAUUCUUCGGCAUUCAGUGUGUUCGCGAUCUUCGGCACGUUGAGACGUUCAUCUCAGCCAUAUUCGUCUUGUUAUUCGUGUUCGAAUUCCCCGUGCUUGUUCACAUCUUUCGUGUGCGGUGGCAAAUUCCAAAGCCGUGAAGAAAUAAGUUUUUUCCUCUUAAUUCCACCCACCACUCCUCCUCUCUCCACACCCUCAAAAAAAAAAUAAGAGUAUCACCCACCACCGCCCAAAAGUAGGGCUGUGUAAUUGCAUGUGAGAAGUGUCGCUAAGGAUAAAAAUUAUCCCCUAUAAAGAGAUGAUAUCAGGAAGUGGAAAAAUUGUGUGUACACUUGACCCUUAUAGUGGGAGAGGAAUGUGAAUGUUUCAUUAGAUGAGUGGUUCAAUUUUAAUUUAUGAUUUUCAUGUCCGGGUCCGUACUUAUCCCAUAUAUCCGGAUUUUGAGGAUUAAUGUGCAUUUAUUUGCAAACCAACACUAUUGUGGUGCGCAUUUUGCAGCUGCAUUGAGUGGAUUUCACCGCAAACAGCAAAAUACAGAAAAGAACUGCUCUCUAAAUCAACGUCAAUAUUGAUGGAUCUGAUCGGCAGUGAGAGAUGACCUGGCGGAUGGAAAUUAUAGUGUGUCAAAGAAAUGUGAGAGAAUUUCGGGACAUGUCUCAUGUGUUGCUAACUGACAGAAAAUUAGUCAACGUAGGGGAGACAAGUGUGAAGCGAUGUGUUAUGUGCAUUGAUACUCAAAAUGUUGAGUCUUCAUGUUUUCUUCAGCAUUUUUUUAUUUAAUACAUUUUCAUCGCUAUUUCUUCACGUCAAUUAUGUCUUGAGUGAAGCGCCAAAUCUCGCACUAUAAGCGAUAUAAUUGUUUGAGAGAAGAAAAAAAUACUCAAUCGUUUUAAAUUGUAUUGAACCAGAAUUCCAAAUUGAUGUGAAGAAGUUAAAGAAAAAAAAAGUACAAAAAAAAGUUUCUGAUGAACGUACAAGAAGCCAUUACAUUGUGAGAUUGAAACACCAAAGAAAAGUGCUUUUAGUGUUACACCCCAGAGUCCAUAUCACGUCUAUCGAGAAUUCUUACAUUAUACUCUUUCGCCAUAAAUCUUCCCUAUAUGAAAAUAUCAAAAGUUUUCCGCAUAGUGCGCAACUUGUGAAAUAAUUUUAAAAUUAAUAUUCCAAUGACAGUUAAAAGAGUAGAAGUUCACAUUAAAGUUGAUUUGUGUGUGGCUGUAAAUUAAAAUUGAUUCACCCAAAAUGGCUCACCACCAUGGCAGCAGCAGUGCUAGUUUGAAACUAUGGCGGAACACCUUUCUAUCGAGGAAUUUAUUCCGCAUCUGGGGUUUAUUGUGUUGGUGUUAUUCAAUAAAUUCGUUGAAUCAAAUUGUCGUCAGUGCAGCGUACUCUGAGGCGGAUGAUCUUAUAAAUGAAUUGGAUAGACCAAUACCCAUAACUUCGGUGCAGGGAGUUCUGGCAAAACAAGCGACACUGCCGUGUGACAUAACGCCAAUGGAACGAGAUGAUGCAGUGUAUAUGGUGCUGUGGUUUAAGGAAGGUGACGGUGAACCACUAUACAGUUUCGAUGUGAGAGGUCGACAGUUCGGACAAGCAAAACUUUGGUCAUCGCCAACAGCGUUUGGCGCGAGAGCAUUUUUUCGGACCACCUCGCAUCCGGCUCAGCUUUUAGUAGAUGACAUCAAACUUUCAGAUGAGGGAAUGUACAGAUGUCGAGUGGACUUUCGUAACUCACCAACGAGAAACUUAAAGAUAAAUUUCACAGUUAUAGAACCACCAGACAGACCCAUUAUUUAUGAUGCCCGCAGAAUGGAUCGCACAAAACUCAUAGAGCCCUACAAUGAAGGCAGCGACGUUACACUCAUUUGUGAAGUUUCCGGAGGACGACCACGACCCAAUGUCACAUGGUAUUUGGACAAUACCGUCAUUGAUGAAUCGUUCGAACAUCGACCGGACGGUGUCACCGUAAAUCACUUAUCAUACCCAAACAUCGGAAGACAGCAUUUGAAUGCACGACUUGUUUGUGUGGCCAGCAAUACAAAUUUGACGCCCCCCAACAAUAAAGUGGUCAUAUUGGAUGUAAAUCUGAAACCCGUUGCUGUGCACAUUCUCACAAAAGAGAGGGUCGUUUCGGCAGAUAGACGCUACGAUGUGGAGUGCAAGAGUUCCGGAUCCCGACCGGAAGCUGUGAUCACGUGGUGGAAGGGUUCUCGUCAAAUAAAGCGCAUGUCGAAAAAUUUCUCUGAAACUGGUAAUCAGUCACUGAGUGUACUCACAUUUACACCAACCGUUGAUGAUGAUGGCAAGUACUUGACAUGUAGAGCGGAGAACCCUUUUAUAGCUGAUAGUGCACUCGAAGACAAAUGGAGACUUGUUGUUCACUACAUGCCAGUUGUAACCUUAAAAAUGGGCUCCUCACUAAAUCCCGAUGACAUAAAGGAGGGUGAUGAUGUGUAUUUUGAGUGUGACAUACGGUCCAAUCCGAAACCCUAUAAAAUGGCUUGGUUUCACGAUGGAAACGAGCUACAUCACAAUAUCGGCAAUGGUAUUAUACUAUCAGAUCAGUCGCUUGUGCUCCAGAGCGUAUCCAGAAAUUCAGCUGGUGACUACACGUGUCUGGCGGCGAAUAUCGAAGGGAAGGGAACAAGCAAUCCUGUAACAUUGAGAGUCAGAUGUCGACCAUUUUCCUUGCAGAACUGUACUGUUUCCAACCAGUCGUCGGAUGCUCUUCAUGUAGAGUGCGUGGAGGGUUUCGACGGUGGUCUACCGCAAGGGUUUCUCCUCGAACUCGUUGAAAUGCCUGCACUCCGGUUAGCAAGGAACUUGAGUUUAGCGCGCCCACCAGUUUCAUUCUACAUCGAUGGUUUGGAAGCGGGAAGUUCCUAUCGUAUAAUAUUGUUUGCUGUGAACGCCAAAGGACGAUCUGAGCCCACAAUUAUCGACGAUAUCAAUUUCAAAGGAGUGGCAAAAUUUACCGGUCCAUCAAGUGUCAGCGUACAAUUAUCUCCCGUCUUAGCUGGUUUAGCCCUAAUAGCAGCUAUACUUUUCACCGUAGUCUUCUGUGUUAUAAUCGCUCUAUAUCGUCGCAAUUAUAGCAAACAUUCGGCGGUAGAUUUGAAAUCGGCCAAACAUUUACAACUUCCGGUUACGCAAACGGUAGACUGUCAAAUUGAAUUGCCACCACAUGCAAGGACAGGCAGUGCCACAGUUACGCCGCUUGUGGGGUGCGAAGCCCUGCAUUCCAAUCCACAGAUACCAGCGGAACCUCCCGAUGUGGAUGAUACUGAUCCCGAUGUCAUACCUAAUCAAUAUGAGAGACGUCCACUGAAAAAUUCAAUGCAAAAUCCACUUUUUCGGAGUCCCUCCACGCGACUCAUUCAGCGUGAUUCCCUGGAUGAUGACCGUACUGGUGACGGUGCUAGUUUAGUAUCUGUGAAUGGUGGCUCGAGUAGUGAUAUUCAUCACUAUACAUUCAAGCCUAGUAAACAAAUUAGUUAUGCAACAUUAGGUAGAGUAAAUAAAAAUUCUACGAGUUGUAGUCCCAUGGGACAGGCUCUUCCGCUGCCACUUGGUGUUGGAUUGCUGAGUCCAAAUCAAUCUCAUGUGACGUCUUCACUGAAUGAGUACAGGUUUCGGCCAGAAGUUGUCACAACGUCAAAUCGAAUACAGGAAAGUUGUAUAUAAAAUAUACUCAAUUUGAUAUAAUGUGAAGUGAAAGUCUGUUUAUAGUGCUUAAAUAAAUAAAUAAAUAAUAAAUAGGAAAAAUUGGUUGAAAAGAGAGAAAAUUGUAUCAUGUUGAAUUGUGCUGAAAAGAAGGAUAUGCGCACGUUUCUUUUUUCCGGGGUGAGAAAAGUUGCUCUUUUAAGACAAAAAAAAAGAAAAAUGUGAAAAUUGGCUCUAAAAAAAUGGACAAAAAAUUCCGUGGACAAUAAAUUUUUAAUGUUCUUC
This is a messenger RNA of Lutzomyia longipalpis, 4014 nucleotides long. Its product is annotated as hemicentin-1-like. The record is from RefSeq and is a predicted model, not a curated record. Gene Ontology annotation, molecular function: protein binding. Bases 1309 to 3750 code for a protein of 813 amino acids. Lineage: Eukaryota; Metazoa; Arthropoda; Insecta; Diptera; Psychodidae. The transcript has 16 exons.